AUGAGUUCUCCAGCACUUGGUCGGCUCAUGCCGACACUCUCAAGCUUGGCCACAAAAAGAAUUGUCGUGCCGCGGUCCUCAGUCAAAUCUCAGCUAGGUCAAUGGAUGUACCCUGCUGCAAGGUCAUUUUCUGCGAGACCUGCCUUAUUCGUGAAGAAAUACACCGAAGACCAUGAGUGGAUAGAGCUAGACAGCGACGGCAAGACAGGAACCAUAGGCAUUACCGAGUAUGCAGCCAAGGCCCUGGGAGAUGUCGUCUACGUCGAACUUCCUGAACUUGGCAUGGAAGUGACCAAAGGCGACACGAUCGGCGCAGUCGAAUCCGUCAAGUCUGCCUCCGAUAUCAUGACUCCUGUGUCAGGCAAAAUCUCGGACCAUAACAAGCUGUUGGAGGAGAAGCCAGGAACGAUCAAUAAGAGCCCGGAGUCCGAGGGCUGGCUAGCGAAGAUCGAAGUCAGUAAUCUGAAUGAGCUCGACAGUCUGAUGAGCAAAGAGGACUACGAUAAAUUUGAGAAAGAAUGA
Messenger RNA from Fonsecaea multimorphosa CBS 102226, 522 nucleotides. RefSeq lists its product as uncharacterized. Gene Ontology annotation, biological process: protein lipoylation; glycine decarboxylation via glycine cleavage system. Gene Ontology annotation, cellular component: cytoplasm; glycine cleavage complex; mitochondrion. Bases 1 to 522 code for a protein of 173 amino acids. The transcript has 3 exons. NCBI's taxonomy places the organism in Eukaryota, Fungi, Ascomycota, Eurotiomycetes, Chaetothyriales, Herpotrichiellaceae. The record is from RefSeq and is a predicted model, not a curated record.